Molecule: messenger RNA, 1043 nt
Organism: Capsicum annuum
Lineage: Eukaryota; Viridiplantae; Streptophyta; Magnoliopsida; Solanales; Solanaceae
Product: 2-oxoisovalerate dehydrogenase subunit alpha 2, mitochondrial-like
Biological process (GO): branched-chain amino acid catabolic process
Molecular function (GO): oxidoreductase activity, acting on the aldehyde or oxo group of donors, disulfide as acceptor
Source: RefSeq, a predicted model, not a curated record
UAUAGGGAGCCCGGAGUUCUAUUAUGGAGAGGGUUUACCAUUCAAGAAUUUGCCCAUCAGUUGUUUGGAAACAAAAACGAUUAUGGAAAAGGCAGGCAGAUGCCUAUCCAUUAUGGAUCGAAUAAGCACAAUUAUAUUACUGUUUCAUCACCAGUCGCUACUCAGCUUCCACAAGCUGUUGGCGCUGCCUAUGCUCUGAAGAUGGACGCGAAAAAUGCAUGUACAAUCGUAUAUUUUGGAGAUGGAGGCUCUAGCACGGGAGAUUUUCAUGCUGCUCUGAACUUUGCUGCGGUGUUAGAUGCACCAGUUAUCUUUUUCUGCCGGAACAAUGGUUUUGCAAUAAGUACACCUGUUACUGACCAGUUUCGAAGUGAUGGUGUUGUUACCAAAGGACAGGGCUAUGGAAUUCGUAGUAUUCGUGUGGAUGGAAAUGAUGCUCUUGCUGUUUUCACCGCUGUCCAGGAGGCACGAAAAAUAGCUGUUAGUGAACAUAAACCUGUUCUAGUCGAGGCUCUUACCUAUAGAGCGGGACAUCAUUCAACCUCCGAUGACUCUACCAAAUAUCGUCCAGCUACUGAAAUCGAAUGGUGGAGAACAGCAAGAGACCCUAUAAGUAGAUUUAAGAAAUGGAUUGAAAGAGAAGGCUGGUUGAACUCAGAGGCUGAAUCCGAACUUCGCAGUAAUAUCAGGAAGCAGGUAUUGCAAGCCAUUCAAGUUGCAGAAAAGGUUGAGAAGCCCCCUAUCAAGGAUGUAUUUACAGAUGUAUAUGAUGUUCCUCCAGCCAACCUCCAAGAACAAGAGACAUUUAUUCGCGAAACAAUCAAAAGAAAUCCGCAGGAUUAUCCUACUGAUGUUCCUUUGUAGUUGAAACUGCUUGUCUAUCUUCCCCUACAUAAUCCUUUUCUUCAUUUUUAGUGCAAAGCCAUUAUAUGAAAAAAUGCAAAACAUCAUGGAUUAGAUUGAUGUUAACUGAAUUAAUGUAUCUCAGCAAAGUUGUCUUGAGAGGUGAUUUUUUAAAGCUUAAGGUGAAAUUCCUUCGCUGA